CUUUGAUUGAGAGUCUAGGAGAAAUUGGGAUAGAUAAAAACAUCCAAGUGAUUGUGGUUCACCUAAAUGUUUUGUUUUUCUUCCUACUCAUUAGCUGAAAAAGCCAUAAGAAAUGCUAUGGUACCUCAAGACACGACACAGGCAGAAGCUGCGAACAAGUCUCUAGUGAAAGUGGAGGCUAGAGGGAAUGAGGUUUUAGCAUUCGUGAAAGCCAGAACACAUAGAAAACUCCAGAGGAAAAUUUUCCCUGACGCAGCUCUUUUCCGAAAGUGGGGAGAUGAUCUGACCAAGGCUCAGCAGAUCCAGGCCUUCAUCCUUUUCUCCCUGUAUGGUUACAAUGUUUACCUCAGUGACCACCUGCCUUUGAAUCGGUCAAUUCCAGACACUCGUCCUCUCAGGUGUCUGAAAAAGAAGUAUCCUCCACAACUUCCAACCCUCAGUGUUGUUGUCACAUUUAUGAAUGAAGCUCUAUCCAUUUUACAACGGGCCAUUACCAGUAUCAUUCAUAGAACCCCUUCUCACCUGCUGAAAGAGCUCAUCCUAGUGGAUGAUUUUAGCUUAAAUGGGGACCUAAAGGCAGAUCUAGACAGACAGAUCCAACUCUACAACCUCAAGUACCCUGGGCUGCUGACACUAAUCCGCCACACUGAGAGGAAAGGGGUAGCCUCUGCUCGCCUCUCUGGGAGUCAAGCUGCCACAGCAGAUGUAGUGGUUUUCUUGGAUGCUCAUACUGAAGUGAAUAUUGAGUGGGCAGAACCCAUCUUAGCUCGGAUCCAGAAAGACCACACUGUGAUUGUGUCACCCAUUAUUGACAACAUUCUUUUUGACACCUUGGAAGUGGAUGAGUAUCCAUUGAUGUCCAUUGGGUUUAACUGGAGACUGUAUGGCCGUUAUGACUAUCCAUCAAUCAACCUGAAAGAUGACACUGCACCAAUAAAGAGUCCUGCCAUCAUGGGUAUCUUUGCUGCAAACAGAUUGUUCUUGGAGAAGAUUGGGUUCCUGGAUACUGGGAUGCUGUUCUAUGGAGGAGAAAAUGUAGAAAUGAGCCUAAGGGUAUGGCAGUGUGGAGGGAAAAUUGAGAUCUUACCAUGUUCUCGGAUUGCUCACCUUCAACGAGCCCACAAACCCUAUUCCCUGAUGAUUUCACCCCUCAUGAAACGCAAUGCUCUUCGUGUGGCUGAAAUCUGGAUGGACAAGUACAAGUACAUGGUCUAUUUAGCUUGGAAUCUGCCACUGGAGAAUCAUGGAAUAGAUUUUGGAGAUGUGUCUUCCAGGAUAGAACUCCACAAGAAACUGAAGUGUAAAAGUUUUGGCUGGUACCUCACAAAUGUUUAUCCAAAUCUGAUACCACUUGAGAACAUUGUUGGCUAUGGAGCUAUGAAGAAUUCUGUGAAUGAAAUGAUCUGCAUGGACCAGGGAGACAUCAAAGGAAACACCCCAGUCAUGUAUAAUUGCAAUGGGUUGAGAAAACAGUUUGUAUACUACCACUUGACUGGAGAACUGUAUGUUGGACAACUAUAUGCAGAAAUGUAUUCAAAUGAUCAAUGCCUGGCAGACCCUGGAAAAGGAUGGAAGCCAAAAUUAGUGUCAUGCAAUGAAGCAACAGUGAAAAGGCUGUACAUUUAUUGGGAUUUUAAGCAGGGAGCAUCGAUCACCAACAGGGACACUAAUCGGUGCUUAGAGGUCAGUAAGCUUUCCUCGGGUUCCCAUAUCCUCAUCCUCCAGAAAUGCACUGGACAAAGAUGGACUAUCCAACAUACCAUCAGAAAGUGGGGGAUCUCAAGUGCUCUCAGUAAGAAUGAAACUGGCAGGUGACAACAUGAGGGACUCUGGCUCUGAGGAUACAUAUUCCUGCAGAAGACUGAAGACUUUCUGCUUUCAAAUGUAUUUUGAGUGGAAUACCAUCCUAUAUAUGAGAAUAAAAGUGUUGGCACCAGCAUAAUGGAAAAUAGUGGUAGAUGGGAUAUGUAUAUGGAAGGAGUGCAGCUUGGGAUGGAAUUACAGAAAGAGAGUGGGGAGGGAGUGGGAGAAGAUGCAGUUUAUACUUUCUACUCACAUCAGUCCAAAGAACACCAUUCCAGUCCAUUCCAGAUAGUGUUAGAAAUUUGUUGAAAUAUAACAUCCUGUGAGAUUACUGCAUUAGGCCCUCCUCUUAUACCCUUUCCGGGAGAGCUGACUCUGGGCUAGUACAAAU
This is a messenger RNA of Dromiciops gliroides (monito del monte), 2194 nucleotides long. Its product is annotated as probable polypeptide N-acetylgalactosaminyltransferase 8. NCBI's taxonomy places the organism in Eukaryota, Metazoa, Chordata, Mammalia, Microbiotheria, Microbiotheriidae. The transcript is spliced from 10 exons. The record is from RefSeq and is a predicted model, not a curated record. The coding region runs from base 67 to 1815 and encodes 582 amino acids. Gene Ontology annotation, cellular component: Golgi apparatus.